Messenger RNA from Seminavis robusta, 2029 nucleotides. The record is from the annotation of a GenBank genome assembly. NCBI's taxonomy places the organism in Eukaryota, Bacillariophyta, Bacillariophyceae, Naviculales, Naviculaceae.
UCCCUCGAAAAGAACUCUUUUACCGCGCGAAGUGCUUUCGCGCAGCAAGUUUUUGAUCGUUGACCAUGGCGAAAGAGCGAAGGCACAAAUUCAUCGAGCGCUGAUGAGACGAAGACCCAGGUUCUUAGCAUACUAGUAUCGUAGCAGAAAGCACUACAUCGGAAUUGUUUUUAGUCAAGGCCAGAGCACUUUGAAAGCGCAUUUUUGACGACACAAGGCCGGAAGCAACAAGAUUCAGAUCCACUUGAAUUUUUAUUUUAAGAGGUUUGCACCAUGACCACGCCAACAUCGGAUGACUUCUUUAGCAGUAUGGGAGCCGCGUCUCCUCCUCCACGUCCUGCCACAAAGUUAGCCCGACCUCCGGGGGCCUCAUCGACGACCAAAACAGCAACAGCAGGAAGCUCCACGUUCAAGACGGCACCACCACCUCGCCCAGCUGGACGAACUGGAGCAACUCCAACGAGACCCACGACACCGGGACGAGGGGCUCGAGGGUCAGCACCAUUGGCACGGCCUGACUCUUCUGGACGUAGUCCCAAUCCAGCUCGAGGAACUGUCAGUGCUGGACGUGGUGCAACUGGUAGUAGUACUACGAUUGCUGGGAGAAGUACUGCUGGGAGAAGCACGGCUGGACGCGGACCGAGAGGAGCUGGCAGAAGCGCUGCAGCAGGCAGAUCUCGAACAACCGCUGGGAGAAGUACUCGUCCUGCUGCUUCUGCCACUCCUACUGCUGGUUCCACUACUACUGCAUUUGGUACUCCUUCCACUCAUUUGAGUAGCCCCGCUGGAACCACCAAUAAUACUACUCCAGCCAGUACCAGCAAUCCUUAUGCCGCACAGCCUGCCGCACAACCUGCAGCUUCUUCCUCCGAUUCUUGGUUUUCACAGCCAGCUGCCACUCCAGGACAGAAUAGUAAUCCCUAUGGAACAGCGACAACUGCGACGACGGCGACAUCCAAUCCGUAUGCCGCGUCUUCGACCCCGACUGCUCCCAGUGCCUAUGGCAACACCAAUAUGAAUCAAUGGCAGCAACAACCUUCGACAAUGCAGCCACAGCAGCAAAGCACGUCGAACACCAGCAUGAAUCAGUGGCAACAGCCAUCUCAACAACAACAACCAGAGAACAACUUUUUCAUGGGCGGCACCAUGUCCAAUAGCGGCAUUACCACGGGUGGCACCAACCAAUCCACUGCCAAUUACGAUGAUUUCGAAAAUGAACCACCUCUACUGGAAGAAUUAGGAAUCAACCUGGAUCAUAUUCUGUCCAAAACCAAGGCUGUCAUUUUGCCCUUUCAACGAGUACAAGGAAAUGUCAUUCACCUCGAUCCCAGCGUCAUUGUCGAAGAUGCCGAUUUGGCCGGUCCUCUCAUUUUUGGCUUGGCACUGGGAGGCGAACUGCUCAUGACGGGAAAAUUGCAUUUUGGAUACAUUUACGGAUUUGGCCUGUUCGGUUGUCUCGCCAUGACCUUGAUACUCAAUCUCAUGACACCCAAGGAUGCCAUUAGUGUGUGGACCGUCACGAGCAUUUUGGGAUACGCCCUCUUGCCGGUCAAUGUAUUGGCGGCCGUCAAAAUUAUUAUCGUCAACAUUAUUCGAUUGGAAACCUUUGGACGGUUCUUGGCAUUGAUUGCCGUCUUGUGGAGUACCAUUGCGGCCACACGACUUUUGGAAGUUGGGUGUGGAUUACGGCAUCAACGUUAUUUGAUUGGAUAUCCAUUGGCGUUGUUGUACUCGGCCUUUGUUCUCAUGACAAUCUUUUAAAAAGACGAGAUGAGAUAUUGGACGGAGAGUGGAAUGGGUCGCAUAUUAUAUUUAUGGCCAACCCAGUAGGAGCGAUUUGGUGCGGAGGAAGGCGAAGAAAAAGAACAAUCAGGGAACGGUCGACGUCUAGAGCAACUGUGAUUAUGAAUGGGAAUUGAUAGAGUAGCGAACAAACCAUGCUUGCUGUGCGUCUUCCGUGUCGUGUGUGAAGCCUUUGAACGUGAGGCGACGUUCGUAAAUGUUAUUAGUGACGAGUUUUCAGAUUGUG